Molecule: messenger RNA, 4774 nt
Organism: Drosophila grimshawi
Lineage: Eukaryota; Metazoa; Arthropoda; Insecta; Diptera; Drosophilidae
Gene: mura
Source: RefSeq, a predicted model, not a curated record
CAUACAUACAAAUAUUUUAUUGCUGGUUUUGGUGGUAAAUUUGCAUUUGUUAAUGGCCGCGGCCAGACGUGCCCGCUUCUUAACACACAAAAUAUACACGUCUCUCUCAAUGAAAAGCGAUCAUCAAGUGUUUUUCUAUUGACUCUAUCCCACAUGUAAAAACAAAAAAAAAUAUUUAUAUAUAUAUAUAAAUUGAAACUAAACCGAAAUGUAUACUAAGUACGAUAUAUACUUUAUCACAUAAGACUGCCAUAAUUGCCGCGCGUGUAUUUGUAUCUGUAUCUGUAUCUCACUGACCAACUGUAACUGCAACAACUGCAAGCGCAAUCUGCACACACCUCAACCUCAAGCUCAUGUUAAAACCAAAAAAACAAACUAUAUAUAAAGAGAGCUAUCGCUCGCUCGCCUCCAUAUGCCAACUUAUAUAUCUAUACAUAUAUGAAGUGUUAUUCCUCGUACUGCCAUCCAAAAAUAAUCUUACCAACAACAACCACAACAACAACAAAAACUACUACUACAACUCCAACAACCAUCAACAACAUUCAACUGCAACUUGGCAACAGUUCUCGGCUUUAGUUUCUAAAUGAACAAAGCAAAAAAGUUGCAAUAACCCCCGAAUAAACUGUCAAAAACACAACAACAACAACAAGUAAGUCUCAAGCAGCAGCAUCAGCAGGCAGCAGCAACAACAAUGCUGAACUCCAAUGCGAAUCAUUCGGGCAACAGCCGUCGGCCAUUUUCGCGUAAUUCCUCCUCGGCUCGUUCGCAUCGCGGACGCAUUCUCUUCUCGCCGCAUCUCCACGGACAGCAGCAACAACAGCAGCAGCAACAACAGCAGCAGCAGCAACAACAGCAGCAGCAAAGGAAUAAUAACAACAAUGGCCUUGUGCCGGGUCAUAGUCCCUGGUGCAAUGUCAAUCUGAAUCGCCACAAUAAUGACAACAGCAUCAACAACGGUGGCAGCAACAACAGCGGAAACAACAACAACAAUGCCAAUAAAGAUGCAAUCGAUGGCAGAAACUCAAAUUGCGAUGUACAAACAAGUAAUUCUAGCGGAACUUGUAUUUAUAACAAUAGCAAAACGCAUCAUCACAACAACAGCCUUAACCUCAAUCACAAUACAAAUUCACUCAGUCAUCAGUCACAAGCCCAUAACCACCACACACAGUAUAACAGUAACAGUAAUAACAGUAACAAUAACAGUAUCAGUAACAGUAACGUUAACAAUAACAGCUAUCAUCAUACAAUUACCAACACUGCACACAACAACAACAACGAUUGCACUGUUAACACUAGCAAUAAUCUGAGUAGUAGUAUUCGUACCAUAAACAACGAAAACCACAAUCCCAAUCCGACAUCACCCAAUAAUAAUCCCAAUCCGAGUCCAAUUGUGAAUCACAGCUAUUAUCACAGCUACUAUGAUACAACGAUGUGCCACAGUGUGCAGCCGCCGCACGCUUUUGGUUCAAUGUCCGUGUCCGUUGUCAGACUGAAUCCAGCACGCUUAUGUUUAACUGUUGCCGCCCCACCAACACCAACACCCACCACGACCACGACCACACCAGCACCGCCAUAUAAUCAGCAGCGCCGUCCCACGCCCCUACUGCUCUCCUUUCCAGCUAAUCAGAAUUUCAUCAACAUCAGUAACAACAAUAACCAAUCGCAUAAUUUCAAUCAAAAUCACAAUCAUCAAUAUCACAGCACCCAUCAUCACAACAACCACCACCCACAACAACAAUUACAAUCACAAUCACAACAACAACAACAACCGACUAAUCGCCAAUCCCUCCCGCUAACACGUACGAAUUCAAAUUCAACAACCGCAACAACUUUCAACAACAAUACAACAACAAAUAGUAACUCUACUGAUGUUGUGAAUGUCAAUUCUUGUACCGAUAUAAUUCCUCAUGGGUCGUCUGCGCCACAACAACAACCACAACAAAUGUGUUCACAACGACAACAACCACAACAACAUCGACGAUCUCAAACCCAACAACUACAACAACAACAAUUGUCGCCGUCGCUUCUUAUGAUAAAUUUCAACCAAUUGACUGAUACUCAUAUUAACCACGCAUCCAAUAAUGCACCCAUCAAUAGCCACAGCCAAGGACCCACUGGACCACAGGUGGGACACCACAACCAGCGCAAUUACAACAAUAAUAACAACAACAACAAUCGCAACUACAACAUUGCCAAUGGAAAUGGGUUGAGCAAUGUCAGCAAUAAUCCCGAUUAUAUGAAUUACCGUCGCGCAUGUCCCGCUUAUCAACAGCAACAUCACAUCAACAACGGCAACAACAACAAUAACAACAACAACAUCAACGUUAGCAACAACACUUUGGCAACCAGCAACUCGGAUCCUGGUCUGGAGAAUAGAUCCGAUGGCGGCUAUAGUUUUGGACGCAAUGGUGGCGGAUACGGACGUAAUGGUGCCCAUUAUCAGCACAUGGGCAAUGGUUAUGGCAACAAUAACAACAACAACAACAACAAUGGUGCAUCCACAUCCUCCGCUGGACCUGGUCUCAUGGGAGAUGCGCCCUCAGGCUCCGGCCUGUCGGGCUCAACGCUCUCGCUGAACAACGGUCUCGGACCCAAUGGCCUCAACUCCGAUAGUCCAUCGCGGAAGCGUCGUCGCAUCUCGGGACGACCCAGCCAAUCGCCGCCAGCUAUUUAUGAACUGCGCCGCUCACCGCGCGUCAUGAUGCAACAAGGCAGUCCACCGCUACGUCGACCGAGACUGCGCGAUGUGGCCACUUCCACUCAGCAGCAGCUGCAGCAGGCACCGCAUCCACAGCAAUAUGCAUCACAGCAGCAGCAGCAGCCUCAGCCCGGCUACCAUCCGAUGCAUCAUCAUCAGCCGCCGUCGCAUUAUGCGUCGCAGCAACAAACACAGCACCCGCAUACGCAUCGCUCGCCCUGGGAUCUGGCUGGCAAUGGCCCAAGUGUGGGCAAUGGCGGAGGGGGCGGGGGUAAUGCUGGCGGCCCGUCAAGCAGCAGCACGGUGGGCGCCAUGAUGCAACAGGUGCAACAGGCACCGCAGCAAGCGUCCUCACAUCAGCAGGCCGUAGUUGCAGCAGCAGCUGCCGCCGCCGCAGCUGCAGCAGCAGCAUCAGCACCGCCACCACCGCCCACCUCGCUUAUGGUUGACCUCAAUCUGGCGCUGCGUCACGAGCCCAUCUGGGCCUCCUUCUGCACGUAUCCUCUGCCGGCGCAGGCCCGCCUCGCACCCUGCCAUCUGCACGGUAUCUAUACGCAACCCUUCUCCGCGGCACCCGCCGGCCUGGCUGCCGCACCACUGCAGGUGGCACAGGUGCCCACGCCCACACAGGUGGCGGCCGCUGCGGCCGCUGCUCAGCACAUGAUUCAGCAGGCGACGAUUACGGCACAGCAGCAGCAGCGCGACGUCACCGCCAUAGCGGUGGCCAAUUUGACACUGGAGCCGCCCAGUGCACAUCAUUUGGAUGGCCAUCAGGCGGCCGCAGCAGCAGCGGCGGCAGCAGCAGCAGCUGCAGCCGCAUCUGUGCCCGUUGGCGCACAGGCGCCGCAUCCGCAUCCCCACUCACAUCCGCAUUCACAUCCGCAUACGCAUCCGCAUGCACAUCAGCUGCCGGCGGCGAGCCACAUCCAUAUCGCCUCGAUGAGCGCGGCCGCCGCCGCAGCAGCCGCCCAGCUACAUUCCAAUGCCGCCGUUGCGGCAGCAGCAGCCGCUGCCCAUGUGACCCAGAUGUCGGCGGCACCGCAGCAGAUAAUAAUAUCGUCGGAACGACGCACAUUCCCGCCACAUCGGCGCCUGCCGCGCUUCUGGCCGGCAAAUCAUGGUCCUCAUCGGCAUGUCCUGCCGCCGCAAUCGCUGGCCGCCCACCAGGCGCCUGUGCAAAUCCAAACCACCGCUGGCAUUAUCAAUCCGGGCUUCUUGCUCAAUUUCCUCGCCAUGUUCCCGCUCUCACCUUAUAACCAACACGAUCUGAGCUCGGCGGACACCAACGAGACGGAGAACUAUGAAGCCCUGCUCAGUCUGGCCGAGCGUUUGGGUGAGGCCAAGCCACGCGGUCUCACACGCAACGAGAUUGAUCAGCUGCCCAGCUACAAGUACAAUCCGGAAGCGCAUAACGGCGAUCAAUCCUCCUGUGUGGUCUGCAUGUGUGACUUUGAGCUCCGGCAGAUGCUGCGCGUCUUGCCCUGCUCCCAUGAAUUCCAUGCCAAGUGUGUGGACAAAUGGCUGCGCUCGAAUCGCACUUGCCCCAUUUGUCGUGGCAAUGCCUCGGACUAUUUUGACAGUGCCGAUCAUCAACAGCCGCAGGCGCAGGCAACUGGCGCUGUUGCGGCGUCGAGCAGUGCUGGCAACACUGCUGCGGCAGUCAGCAAUAAUCCAACAGUGGCAGUUGCAGCAACCGGCGCUAGUUCGCAGCAGAGUCAGGCUGCUUAGGGCAAACCUAGCAACAAAUACAACAGCAAAAUCAACACCAAUAACCAAACGCUUUCGCCACGUCGUCCAGGUGCAGCAAACAAUGGAGCACACACAACUAAGGAAAAGAAAACAACAACAAAAAAACACACACACACUCACAGUUAGCCUAUAAUGAAUAAUUGAAUUAACGCGCAACGAAUCCAACUGCCAAAUCGCUUCCCUUUAAGCCAGGUCACUUCAAUAGCUUGUCGUAGUACUAAAUUAGGCGGUAGUUGUAUGUAAGUAAUGGUAAUGGUUAACACAGUAAAUUCUAACAAUGUAAUUAUAAUCAAAUAAUCAUACCACCAAGAUUUCAUACAUACAUAA